This is a messenger RNA of Phaedon cochleariae (mustard beetle), 1237 nucleotides long. The record is from the annotation of a GenBank genome assembly. NCBI's taxonomy places the organism in Eukaryota, Metazoa, Arthropoda, Insecta, Coleoptera, Chrysomelidae.
AUUUCAGACAAAACUUAAUUGCUUAAAGAAAUUUAAUACUAAUUCAUCAAUUAUGUUCUACAUUUUCCUCGAUAUUUUCAGUAUGCAGUAGUUCAAUAUGAUACCAACGACAUCUCAGUUGUUCCAAUCAACUGGUUGAUUGAUAGUGGCCCAGAAGAAAUAUAUUCAUUUUGGCCAAAAUCUAAUAAAAAUCUGAGGACACUCAUUAUCAAAAUGUCUCCGGCUGAUGAAAACUGGCCUUUAUUUAAAGUAUCCAAAAUAAUUGGAAAAUUUUCUUCAUAUGAACAAGCACUUGCUGCUGAAAGAAUAGCAGUUGCAUCAUCUGAUUCAGAGGAUGCAUUGGAGAGAGGGCCAGGAAAGAGGAAAAUAAAAUUGAAAACUAUUCAUUCUCCACCACCAUCACUAGCAGAAGUACCAAAAUGCGGCACUAUUUUUGAAGAAGACUCAACUAGUGGAAGUUCAUCCUUUACUCAAGAUACAUCUAUGCAUUCUAGAAGUCCACCUAAUACUGGUGAUGAUAGCAGUUUGGCUAUUAAUUUGAAGAAUUCCCAAGACUUGUCCAAUGUGGUAACCAUUGCAACUGUCGAUGAUGUUUCAAAUUCAGACAUCAUGAAUAAAUUAGUAGAACUUCAAGCGACACUAAAUAUGAUCACCUUGAGACUUAACACUCUGGAAAGUGACAGACAAAAAAAAUAUCAAGAAGUUGGUGAAGAUCUAAUAAAAGACUACCUACCAUUGAAAGAACUAGCCCAACUAAUAGAAUUUGACGAAUUUUUACAGUCAAAUGAGGAAGCAUGUAAGCAGUUGGUACAAAAAUACUUACAAUGUGGAGGAAAAAAUGAAGCAGAUUUUCUUAGGCGUAUAUUGUCACAAACUCUCACGAAUUCCUUAGGAACAUUUUGCUCAUGGACAGGGCAAAAAAACAAUUUUCGAAUCAAAGAUACUACAAUUAUGAAACUGAUGCGAGGUGCAGUCUGUAAAGUUUUUUCUUGUUCUGACUGCUUGUUCGAUAAGAUUGUGAUGGAGUGGCUGCGUCAUUCAAAACAGCGUUUGCUGAGAGAGCAAAAAAACUGAAUGAGCUUGGUCUCCUACUCUCAGCUCAGAUCUUGCUUGGCAUACAAUUUUUGAAGUUCCUUUUUUUCGUUUUUAAUUCAUUUUGAGAAAUGAUUUUCUGUUUUUGUUUUGUUCAUUUUAUAAGUAUUCAUGUUAUCUUAACCAAAAAGUUAAUUGGUAUACA